UCUCGCCGCCUUUGAUCACCCCUCUCUAUAUAUACAUACAUUCUCCGACCACCUUUUCGCUUACAAAACCCCUUCAUCCUCACACCCCUUUAAUUCAUCCCAAAAAUGGCCAAAUUGUUUCUAUCCAUCUCUCUCCUCAUACUAGCAAUCUCACAAUCCUUAUUCCAAGGAGUAAAGUCAUCAGCCUCGUUUACAUUCAUAAACAAAUGCGACCAAACAAUCUGGCCAGGAAUAUUAUCCAACGCGGGUAUCGCCGCGCUCCAACCGACCGGUUUCGCCCUCCAAAAGGGCGAAACAAAAGUACUCCACGCGCCAUCGUCAUGGGGCGGCCGGUUUUGGGGCCGCACCCACUGCGCCGAAGAUUCCGACGGUAAAUUCACCUGCGCCACCGGCGACUGUGGCUCCGGCACAAUGGAAUGCUCCGGCGCCGGCGCCUCCCCUCCGGCGACACUAGCUGAAUUCACCCUCGACGGUGACGGCGGAAUGGAUUUUUUUGAUGUGAGUUUGGUGGACGGAUAUAACCUUCCUAUGCUGGUGGCCCCCACCGGUGGGUCGGGACAUAAUUGUACUUAUACGGGGUGUAUGGUGGAUUUGAACGGCGCGUGUCCGUCGGCGUUGAAGGUGAUGAACGCUGAUGGAGAAGGGGUCGCGUGUAAAAGCGCGUGUGAGGCGUUUGGGGAUCAGGAGUAUUGUUGUAGUGGCUCAUAUGGUACGCCUGAUACGUGUAAACCGUCGUCGUACUCGCAGUUGUUUAAGACGGCUUGUCCACGCGCUUAUAGUUAUGCGUAUGAUGAUAAAACUAGUACGUUUACCUGCACCGGUGCUGAUUAUCAGGUCACGUUUUGCCCUCCGUCGACAACCAGCAAGAAAUCAACGGAGGAGCAAGCAACUCCAGCGACACCGCAGCUCAACACUGGUAUGGUAUACGAAGGCGCCGAUCAAAUGGAAAACCACGCCGCUCCAUGGUACACCCACAUUCAAGGGGUCAUCAUGGCGGUAGUUAUGGUGGUUGCAUUGUUAUGAGCAUGGCCUUUCGGGUUGUGUCGGCACCAUCCAAAUGGAUCAUUUUAUCGGGUCUAACUGUGGGACCCAUUUUCUUAUCACAUUCAUAUUCUCGACCCAAUUGAGUCCAAAUGUGACGUGGAUUUUAGUCAUCUUAAAAAGCGACCCCCCACCAAAAACCUCACUUUAUGCUUCCGGAUCCUGUUUCCUUUUCGGAUUCGACCCAAAAAAACAAUAUUAUCUUUCGAGAGUAUUUUUAGAUGCAUUAUUGAGUUGUACGGUACAAUAUAGGAAUUAGUGGCGGAUUUUUUUUUUUUAAUAUUUUUUUAUAAUUUUAGAUGCUAGUUAAUAGGUAUAAAUUCUUUGUGGAGCUAUUAGGUGUACUGAUGCAACAUGUGACCCACUCUAUUUAGUGGGAAAAUAAUGAAAGAAUAUUAUAAUCUAUUUUUAUUUUUC
Molecule: messenger RNA, 1458 nt
Organism: Helianthus annuus (common sunflower)
Lineage: Eukaryota; Viridiplantae; Streptophyta; Magnoliopsida; Asterales; Asteraceae
Product: thaumatin-like protein 1b
Exons: 3
Coding region: 106-1023 (305 amino acids)
Biological process (GO): defense response
Cellular component (GO): extracellular region
Source: RefSeq, a predicted model, not a curated record